AUGGAUAUGCAAGGUUCUAAGAAUAAUUAUGAUAACUCCUCUUCUAAGCCAAAAUCUAUUCCUCAUAAAUAUUUUGUUUGCAAAUAUUGCGGAAGGAUAUUCCUUAACGCGCAAGCCUUAGGCGGGCAUCAAAAUGCUCAUAAGAAGGAAAAACAAGAAGCGCAAUUUUACAAAGAAGAGAUCAUGAGAUCAAUGAUGAUGGCGAAUCCAGCGACGCUGUUGUUCCCCUACUCCGUCAUUCAGCCCCAUGGUGUUGCGCAGCAUCAGAUCACAGCAGCCGACUACCCCUCUUUUAGUAGGGCUUGGUCCUCCAACAGUCUCGUCGUGGGCAGCAGCAGUCAGUACCCUCACCCUGUAACAAGUAACUAUUGGCCCGGAAGUUAUCGCCUGGAGGAUGGAAGUGGAACACCCUAUUGUCAUGUGCCUGAUGUUGGGAGGACCGAAGAAAUUCAAGAGAAGCAGAUUGAGAAAGAAAGUACUCCUAUUACACAAGAGUCUGAGCUCCCUGACCUCAACUUGGAUCCCCCACUUUAA
Beta vulgaris subsp. vulgaris (sugar beet) is the source of this 534-nucleotide messenger RNA. RefSeq names its product zinc finger protein 7. Lineage: Eukaryota; Viridiplantae; Streptophyta; Magnoliopsida; Caryophyllales; Amaranthaceae. The coding region runs from base 1 to 534 and encodes 177 amino acids. The record is from RefSeq and is a predicted model, not a curated record. The transcript has a single exon.